This is a messenger RNA of Spirodela intermedia, 1874 nucleotides long. The record is from the annotation of a GenBank genome assembly. NCBI's taxonomy places the organism in Eukaryota, Viridiplantae, Streptophyta, Magnoliopsida, Alismatales, Araceae.
AUGGCGGCCGUCACCGCUGCUCCACCGGCGCGCUCCGGCGGUGCCUCCUCGUCGAAGACGGAGAGCUAUGUCGACACCAAGCGUCGCGAGGACGUGCGGCAGGCGAAUAUCCAGGCCGCUCGCGCGGUGGCGGACGCCGUUCGCACCAGUCUCGGCCCCAAGGGGAUGGACAAGAUGAUCGCCUCCGCCAGCGGUGAGGUCAUCAUCACCAACGACGGCGCCACCAUACUCAACAAGAUGGAGGUUCUCCAGCCCGCCGCGAAGAUGCUCGUGGAGCUCUCCCGCUCCCAGGACGCCGCCGCUGGGGAUGGGACCACCACCGUCGUCGUGCUUGCCGGGGCCUUCCUGGCCGCUUGCCAGUCUCUUCUCUCUCGCGGGAUCCACCCGACUACCAUUUCCGACGCCAUCCAUAAGAGCUGCGCCAAGGCCGUCGACAUCUUACAGUCCAUGUCCGUGCCCCUCGAGCUCUCGGAUCGCGAGUCGCUUGUCAAGUCCGCAGCCACUUCCCUCAAUAGCAAGGUUGUGAGCCAGUACUCAUCUCUGCUCGCGCCGCUCGCCGUCGACUCCGUGCUCUCUGUGGUGGAUCCUGCACGUCCUGAUCUCGUCGACCUCCGGGAUAUUAAAAUCGUGAAGAAGCUAGGAGGCACUGUCGAUGAUACAGAGCUUGUCAAGGGCCUCGUCUUCGACAAGAAAGUAAGUCACUCGGCCGGAGGGCCUGGUAGGGUUGAGAACGCUAAAAUCGCGGUGAUCCAGUUUCAGAUCUCGCCGCCCAAGACCGAUAUCGAGCAAAGUAUUGUUGUCUCAGACUACACUCAAAUGGACAGGAUUCUCAAGGAGGAACGCAACUACAUCCUUGGGAUCAUCAAGAAGAUCAAGGCUACGGGCUGCAAUGUUCUACUAAUUCAGAAGAGCAUUUUGAGGGAUGCUGUGACUGAUCUGUCGCUACAUUACCUCGCCAAGGCGAAGAUCCUAGUGAUCAAGGACGUGGAACGGGACGAUAUCGAGUUCGUCACUAAGACCUUGAACUGCUUGCCAAUUGCCAAUGUCGAGCAUUUCCGGGAGGAAAAGCUUGGAUUUGCCGACUGCGUGGAGGAGGUGUCUGUUGGGGAUGGGAAGAUCGUGAAAAUUACGGGCAUUAAGGAAAUGGGAAAGACCACAACCGUACUUGUGAGGGGAUCCAACCAGCUGAUGAUUGACGAGGCAGAGAGGAGCCUCCACGACGCGCUUUGUGUGGUCAGGUAGUAUCUUCACUCAGUUCUCUCGAAUAUCUUCAAAAGUUACUGCCGACGUUGAGAAAUUUCAGAACAUCUUUUUAGAUAGAUCACUGCAGCCUUAAAUUGAUGUUCGGUGUUCUUAAGCUACAUUGUUCACCACAAUAUAUUUAGGUUUUCUUUUUUUCUGUUUUUUUUUUUUUGCGCCCUGUUGGGUCCCCCCCAGGUUGGUCUGUUUCUCUGAAACAUGCAUGAAAUCGGCUAUUCAAUGAUUUCCACAGAUGUCUGGUCAACAAGAAGUUCUUAAUUGCGGGCGGCGGUGCGCCAGAGAUCGAGCUGUCAAGGCAGCUCGGGGCUUGGUCGAAGGAACUCAGGGGGAUGGAAAGCUACUGUGUCAAGGAAUUUGCAGAAUCCCUCGAGGUCAUCCCAUACACCUUGGCUGAAAACGCAGGCCUGAAUCCCGUGGUCAUCGUGACGGAGCUGAGGAACAGGCACGCCCAGGGGGAGAUCAACGCCGGAAUCAACGUCAGGAAGGGGCAGAUCACAAACAUCUUGGAGGAGAACGUCGUUCAGCCUCUUCUUGUCAGCACCAGUGCCGUCACUUUGGCGACAGAGUGCGUCAGAAUGAUCCUGAAGAUCGAUGACAUCGUCACUGUCAGGUAG